ACCCCCACAGUGUUAGGUCUGUCCCCCAGCAGAGGGCCUGAGUCGGGGGGAACCAAAGUCACCGUAAUGGGGGACAACCUGGGGGCAGGCAGCAGCGUCAACGUCCAGUUUGGAAACCAGACGUGCGAGUUCUUCGGGCGGACGAUGGCGGAGAUCGUGUGUUACUCCGCCGUCUCGCUGGCGGGCGUGGGUCCGGUGCAGAUCAGUGUGAGCGUGGACCGUGCUCAGAUCAGAGAGAGCCUCACCUUCGAGUACAUCGAGGAUCCCACCGUGCAGCGCAUCGACCCCGACUGGAGCAUCGCCAGUGGACACACUCCUCUGAUGGUGACGGGGACAAAUCUGGACGUAGUUCAGGAGCCGAGGAUCCGAGUCAAAUACGCCGGGAGAGAGUCUGUCAACGUGUGUAAGGUGUUGAACUCCACCUGUAUGAGCUGCUUCGCCCCCUCCCUGAUGGCGGAGUAUAAUCCCACCUUGGACUCAGUGAAGCACGCGGAUGAGUUUGGUUUCAUCUUCAAUAACGUUCAGGCGCUGCUGGUCUACAACAACACCAACCUGCUGUACUACCCCAACCCCGUGUUCGAGCCCCUCAGCACCUCGGGGGUCCUGGAGCAGAAACCUGGAUCUCCCAUUAUUCUCAAGGGCAGAAACCUGGUGCCCCCGGUUUCUGGAGGGGUGAAGCUGAACUACACGGUGCUGAUCGGAGAGACCCCCUGCUCCGUCACCGUGUCCGAGAGCCAGCUGCUGUGUGAGCCCCCAAAUCUCACCGGACAGUACAAAAUCAUGGUCCAGGUGGGGGGUCUCCACGUCUCCCCCGGCUCGGUCCACAUCAUGUCCGACAGCCUGCUCACGCUCCCGGCCAUCGUCAGCAUUGCGGCAGGCGGAGGCCUCCUCCUCAUCAUCGUCAUCCUCGUCCUCAUCGCCUACAAGAGGAAGUCCCGGGAAAACGACCUGACGCUGAAGCGCCUGCAGAUGCAGAUGGACAACCUGGAGUCACGAGUCGCCCUCGAGUGCAAAGAAGCCUUCGCCGAGCUGCAGACGGACAUCAACGAGCUGACGAGCGACCUGGACCGGGCCGGGAUCCCCCACCUGGACUACAGGACGUACGCCAUGAGGGUCCUGUUCCCCGGCAUCGAGGACCACCCUGUGCUCAGAGAGCUGGAGGUGUCUGGUAACGGGCAGCAGGGCACGGAGAAAGCUCUGAAGCUGUUCGGACAGCUCAUCAACAACAAGGUGUUCCUGCUCACCUUCAUCCGGACGCUGGAGAUGCAACGCUCCUUCUCCAUGAGGGACCGCGGGAACGUGGCGUCGCUCAUCAUGACGGCGCUGCAGAGCCGCCUGGAGUACGCCACCGACGUCCUGAAGCACCUGCUGUCAGACCUGAUCGACCGCAACCUGGAGAGCAAGAACCAUCCCAAGCUGCUGCUGCGGAGGUGAGGCCCCACGGCUUAAAAUACAGGAAAAGUUAUUUGUGUUCCUUCAGCGUACUUUUAAUAGGGUUUCAACAGAUCCUUGAGAUACUUAUAGCGUUGUAAAUAUGGUCAAAAUAGGGCUUUAAAAGCUUUUGAAAAUAGUCAUAAAUACACCUGGGUCAUAUAAAAAGAUCUUGAGUUUAUAUAUUCUGUGCAGGAAAGGAAAGAUAAGUUGUUUUGAUUUAUUUAUUUUCUUAACGUUAGUGAAUUGAACAUUGUGCUUUCUGCAUGUUGGUCCCGUGCUUUGAGAAAGUCCUUAAAUAACCUUAUGAGAAAAGUAUUUUUUGAACUUAAAGUUAGAAAAUAUACUACGUUUAGCCAUCUGCAUCCUAAAGAAGUAAUUAUCUUUGAUAUAUGUCUCAAGGUAUGCUGUUUUUGGUGCUUGAAUUGCCUGGAAAGUCUUAAAAUGUUGUUGGAUUGAGUGGUUAGGAAUGUAAAAAAAACUCUAAAUAUCACCUUAAUGAGCUUCCUUUCUUUUUUUACACGGAUACAAGUCUGCAAAGAAGUUAAUCAAGGUCUCUGUUCUGACUUUGAAAAGGUUAAAAAGUAGAAAGAAAAGGAAUUAACAUAAAGACACAACAAACAAAUGAUUCAUUAUCAUAUGAAGAGAAAUCCCUUAAUCCUCACUAACACCAGUUUCAGUGUGUCGACUCGAUUCAUUUCAGGAUAAGAGCAUACUAUAGAUCUGUAAAUAUGUAAAGAAAGCUGCAGGAGAACAUAUAGACGGACGGGGAUUUCUGCAUCAGUGAAGCUACAGCAUUGUGAGAUAAACACAGGACGAGGAGCAUCUGCAUUUCCCCUCUCAGAGCCGGUGUCACUCUCACUUAUCCUCCCGGCUCGGCGGCUAUAAAACAUUCAGAGGCGGUAACUCCGGUUUCUCCUCGUCUCCGCGUGUCCAGCGCUCUUUGUUUUCCGGGGGAGAAGUGUUAAAACUUUAAACAUCUCCUCGCUGAAGUGUCCUCACAAGCUGUGGUGGCUCUCCGUAAGAGACUAUUAGUUAUAAUGUUUGACCCUAUUCACCUGUAGUGUACAGAAUGUAUGGAUUUGAUCGUUUAUUCACUAAAAACAUGCAGAAAAUGACUUUUUAUGGCAGUAUUUUAUCGAUAUAUCAGGGUUUUGACCAGAGGCGGAU
Molecule: messenger RNA, 2601 nt
Organism: Gymnodraco acuticeps
Lineage: Eukaryota; Metazoa; Chordata; Actinopteri; Perciformes; Bathydraconidae
Product: plexin-A2-like
Exons: 8
Biological process (GO): positive regulation of axonogenesis; negative regulation of cell adhesion; regulation of cell migration
Cellular component (GO): semaphorin receptor complex
Molecular function (GO): semaphorin receptor activity
Source: RefSeq, a predicted model, not a curated record